Brassica napus (rape) is the source of this 2601-nucleotide messenger RNA. RefSeq lists its product as uncharacterized. The transcript is spliced from 5 exons. The coding region runs from base 527 to 2464 and encodes 645 amino acids. The record is from RefSeq and is a predicted model, not a curated record. Lineage: Eukaryota; Viridiplantae; Streptophyta; Magnoliopsida; Brassicales; Brassicaceae. Gene Ontology annotation, biological process: regulation of defense response to fungus.
CCACUUUGUAGAUUGUCCCGCCCAUAAUAAAUCGAUUAUGAGCUCACUUUAUCAGUCGUUUUCUUUAAUGUGUGGAAAAAGAACCAAAUAUGAAAUGUGGACUUUUGAUAUAACCAUCAAAGCCUAACUAAACCUUUAAAUUCUUUAAACCGUUUCUCUGGUCCUAAAGAGCAAAGAGCAAAGAGCAAAAUCAUUAAGCUGUUUUAAUUUUUCGGUUCUGUUGCUUACUUCUGGAAACUACAGUCCGACUCUCUCUCUCUCUCUCUCUGAUUUACUCUUCUUCAAGUUUACUUUUGUGGGGGAAAAAUGAAGGUUUUAGGUGAAAGAGUAACGAAUAGAACCAAGAGGUUCUUCACAGAUUCCACCUUCCUCAUCUCUCUAGAGACCUAAAAAGCUCAUUAAAGAAAAAGCAAAAAAAAAACAAAAACUUCAGCUCUCUGUCUUUGCUUCAAGAAGCAGUCUUCUUUGGUCUUUCUUCUUAUAUUGCUUGUUGAGUAUUUCUCUUCUCAGCUCAGUGUUUUAACUAAUGGCCGAGUCUACGAUAGAAGUGAAGCUAGUUCGUUGUCCAAAGUGCAAGAAUCUCUUACCAGAGCCCAAAGACUGUUCCUUCUUCCAGUGCGGUGGUUGUGGAACCGUUCUUUGCGCCAAAAACAAGGACCGUGAAGCAGAUCCAGUGCCGGAUAACUCAGUGAAAACGAGAGCCAAAGAAACUGAAGUUAACUCUUGUUCAAGCGAAGAAGAAUCUGAUUCAGAUGAUGAUUCAUCAAGACACAACCAAACUGGUCAAACAGAUGUUCCUUGUUCAAAACAGAAUGUUGUUAGCGGUUCUCAAUCUGGUUUGGAUCGGUCGUUCAGAUUCUCUGCUUCUAACUACUUUCAAGAUUCUGUGUCUAGUGAUGAAGCAAUCCAGCAAGACAGAGCUGAGCUUGUGAAAAAAAUGGAUAAGCUAAAAGAACAGCUUCAUCAACCCAAAGAGCAACAGAUCCCAAGGUCAUCCAAAAAGGCUCCACUGCGGUUUCCAAGCUCUGGUAAACACCUUGCAGGUCCUUAUUACCAUCAAACUCAUCACCACUACUCUAGACAGUAUACUAGCAAUAACUGUCAUGAUUUGUUUAACACACACCAAGGAAAUGGAAUGCUUCUUCACCAAUCAACUUGCUCUUGCUUCCACUGCUAUGAUCCAUAUCAUAGAGCUUCAGGCUCAGUUUAUCCUCCCUCAGGGCUCCCUGAUGCUCUUCAUAACAUAGGUUUCUACCCUUAUGAGAGAAGCACUGCGUUUCCUUCUCCACUGCAUAGUCCUAGAUCCUUUAUACCUCCUUACCCUCCUGCUUCUCAAUCUCGUGGUCAUUGCAAACCCUCUAGAGCUGUAUCAUCAUCAGGUGGUUCUCGCUUAGUCCACCCUGUAGCUGGUGGUGCACCAUUUAUUAACUGUAAAAAGUGCUCCAAGAUUCUGAAACUGCCAGACAAAACAGAUUCUGCUACUAGAAAGCAACAGAGACUGCGCUGCGGAGCGUGUUCUUGUCUGAUAGAUUUCUCCUUUGCUGAUAAGAAACUCAUUCUCUCAACUGAUCCUGCUUCGGCAAGAGAAGAAGAAGAAACUCUCAGUAGGCUGCAUUGGUUAACUGCUCUUGACGUCUCUUGCCUAGACUAUGUAUCAACUGGUCCUGCUUCUCCUAGCUUCUCUGAAGACGAGCUUAGUUCAGACAGUCAAACAGGCAGGAAACUCAUUCCAGAUUUGCCUUUUUACUCUUCCAUCAACGUAAAGGAUCGUUCAGGGGCAAGGAGCCAAAGCUCUCGUUCAGAACAGAACAAGGUGUUACUAAGCAAGACAGUCAAGAGACAGAACUCUAUGAAAGAAGCUUCGGUUCUAAUCGAGAUGGACGUUAAUGACUACUCUCACAACAACGGAGUGUCUCAAGAUUCUGGUGAUGACUAUAGAGAAGAGGACGGAAGAACCCGAAAGGGUGGAUUCGCGAGUAUGGUGAAAAGUAGCUUCAAUGAUCUAAAGAAGUCAAUGCAGAACCGAGGGGGAAGUGAUGUUUUGGUGAAUGGGCAUCUUGUAGCUGAACGUCUGGUGAAAAUGGCGGAGAAGCAAGCUGGACCAAUCCGGCCUGGAAACUACUGGUAUGAUUACAGAGCUGGAUUCUGGGGAGUUAUGGGAGGUCAAUGUCUUGGAAUACUACCGCCUUUCAUUGAAGAGCUUAACUACCCAAUGCCAGAGAACUGCUCAGGAGGAAACACAAGAGUGUUUGUGAACGGAAGAGAGCUUCACCAGAAAGACCUGCGCUUGCUGAUUGCCAGAGGUCUCCCUAGGGACAGAGAUCGAUCCUACACUGUUUACAUCACGGGUAGAGUCAUAGACGAAGAUACAGGUGAAGAGCUAAACAGUCUUGGCAAACUCGCCCCAACGGUUGAUAAGCUAAAACGUGGGUUCGGGAUGAGAGUUCCAAGAAGAUAUGCAUGAAGAAAUAUGUUCAGAGCAUCCUAGCACUCUGUACUUACUCUAGAGAGCCUUGUUAUCAAUCAAUUAUUAUUAGCAACAAUAACCUUAAAACAGACACAAAAUGAUCUGUGUGUUCAAAAAGCUUACAAAAAGCAUUA